Messenger RNA from Orycteropus afer afer, 1695 nucleotides. Its product is annotated as zinc finger protein 8. The transcript is spliced from 4 exons. Gene Ontology annotation, molecular function: DNA-binding transcription activator activity, RNA polymerase II-specific; RNA polymerase II cis-regulatory region sequence-specific DNA binding. The record is from RefSeq and is a predicted model, not a curated record. Gene Ontology annotation, cellular component: nucleus. The coding region runs from base 1 to 1695 and encodes 564 amino acids. Lineage: Eukaryota; Metazoa; Chordata; Mammalia; Tubulidentata; Orycteropodidae. Gene Ontology annotation, biological process: regulation of transcription by RNA polymerase II.
AUGGACGCCGAGGAGAGGGCGGCAGUGGUGGCGAUAGCCGUGGGGCUGCCAGCAGCCCGGCGUCAGGAGCCAGUGACCUUCCGAGAUGUGGCUGUGGACUUCACCCGGGAGGAGUGGGGACAACUAGACCCUGCCCAGAGGACCCUGUACCGUGACGUGAUGCUGGAGACCUUCGGGCACCUGGUUGAUGUGGGGCCUGAGCUUCCCAAACCCGAUGUCAUCUCCCAGCUGGAGCAGGGGGCUGAGCUGUGGGUGGCGGAGAGAGGACUUGCCCAAGGCUGUUGUCCAGGCUGGGAGACUAGAGCUGAAGGUCAGGCAUCACCCAGAAGGCAGGGACUUCCUGAAGAGGUGCCGCCCCGUGUCCUGGCGAGGACAGGAUUCCCAAGGGCUGAUCUGUGGCCUGCCACAGUAGAGGAGGAAUGGGCCUGUGAACGCAAGCCCGGGAAGCUCAACCAGGACGAUAGGAAUCAAUUGGAGUUUGACCGUAAAGAAGCGUCCACUCAAGAUAGCGGCAGCAGAAACCUCAGACUUGGGGAAAACGGUAUCAUGAGUUCAGACCUCAGUCCGUUACAGGGAGAAUAUUUCUGUACUUCCGACUCACAAGUCAAAAGCUCAGAGCAUCACUCAGGCUUACUCAGUCAGCAGACGGGCUCCUCCGGGCAACAGCCCUUUGAAAACAAUGGCUGCAGCACAGUGUUGGGUCUGGACGUUGACGCUGUGCAGCUUGGGAAGACCCCAGUGCAGGAGAAACCCUACAAGUGCGCUGACUGCGGUAAGUCCUUUAACCAUAACGCCCACCUCACGGUGCACAAGAGGAUCCAUACGGGAGAGAGACCGUACAUGUGCAAGGAGUGUGGAAAAGCCUUCAGCCAGAACUCCUCCCUCGUUCAGCAUGAGCGAAUCCACACGGGAGACAAGCCCUAUAAGUGUGCCGAGUGUGGGAAGUCCUUCUGCCACAGCACACACCUCACCGUGCACCGGAGGAUUCACACUGGGGAGAAGCCAUACGAGUGCCGGGACUGUGGGAGAGCCUUCAACCAGAACUCAUCCCUUGGCCGGCACAAGAGGACACACACGGGGGAGAAGCCCUACACGUGCAGCGUGUGCGGCCGAUCCUUCUCACGAACCACUUGCCUCUUCCUGCACCUGAGAACACACACCGAGGAACGGCCCUAUGAGUGCAAUCACUGUGGGAAGGGCUUCCGGCACAGCUCCUCCCUGGCGCAGCAUCAGAGGAAGCACGUCGGGGAGAAGCCCUACGAGUGCCGGCAGCGGCUCAUCUUCGAGCAGACGGCAGCUUUAGCGAAGCAGGAGUGGUCGGAAGCCCUUGGCUGCAGCCCACCGCUGAGUCGAGAUGCACGAGACGACAGGCCCUUUAAGUGCAGUCAGUGUGGGAAGUGUUUCAUUCAGAGUUCGCACCUCAUCCGGCAUCAGAUAACUCACACCAGAGAGGAGCCCCGAGGACGGAACCGGCGGGAGCCGGCCUGUAGCCGGAGCGCCCCCCUCAUCCGACACCAGUACCCGCGUGUGGAAGAGAGCGCAGGUGGAACCAAGGCAGGACAGCCUGCUGGCAGGGCUCUCGCCUUGUUCGACAUCCAUGAGAUCGUGCAGGAGAGAAGCCCCGUGCAUGUUAUAGGUGUGGGAGAGCCUGCCAUCAGCACCUCCCUACUCUUGGACAUCAGAAAGUCCACGUAG